AGUUGCUCGCUCGCAGUCGUUGGGUUCGCAGUGAGAAAACAAAAGUUAGUUCGUGGUUUCGCACUGUUAGCGAUAUUGCUCCAAACAGAAUCAGAACAAAGUGUUAUAGCAAAAAGUUGUUCUUGAAGUUUUGUUGGUAAUCACUCGCACACAACGGGAAACCUUGUCCUUUCUUUCGCGGUAGAAAAAAGGAUCAAGAACUAAUACCUCGCGAUUCGGAGGAAACAAAGAGCAAUAAGAACGUGUACACACAAAAGGAUAACGCGUAAUACUCGCCCGAAAGAGUACUUCCGGGAGUGUUGAGGCUUAUUACCGAAGAACUUGACCCGAAUAUCGACUCAUAUUUCGGCGAAUUGUCGGAACAAAGCUUUCAUUCUGUCGCUAAAAUUGUUUUCGAUCCCCGAUCGAAAAGCAUUGUCGAAGUUCAAAGUGCAAACAAAGGAUACGGUGGAGUGGGAAAAUUGAAGCGCAAGAAUCGAUUCUACCUUCACUUUUGCGAAACCAUCUGUUUGAUCCCUUUUUCCUUCUUUCGGGUGUUCUGUGUCGAUGUGUUGGAAGCGCAUAAUAACGUCCAGGUUCACGGGAAUAAUAGCCUGCUCUGCGGCGGGAAUUUGUACAUAAUCCGAAAUUUGGUGAAUUUUGUGUUGUUUCUGGCUUCUGCCACGCCUGCACACGACGGUGUCAGUGGCCCUGCGAUCGAUCCCACGGAGUGGUUCCAUACCGCCGAGCUCGGAAGAUGUCGUAGAACGGAAAAUUGUGUUUCAAAGUGUGUGAACCUCAGUGCUACAGCGAGAAGAAGAUUAUAGGUGGCAAAAGUGGUAAAAAUCGAGAUACAACAAAAUCAAAAAGGUUGAUUAGAGAAGAAGCUAAGCAAGAACGGGGUAGGAAAGAAAAAAGCUAAAAAGUUCGAUUAGUGCCCGAAGCACUGUGAAAGGAAAUAAGAAGUACGUACACGUACGUUGUGCGAAAGAGAAAGAUCCAGAAUUACUUUGCUGCUGCCUUCGGGAGUGUGUAGAUGCUAGCAACAGCGAUGGAUAACAAAGAGAACGUUUUCAACGCGUCUCAGGACGGUAAUCUGGUUGUCCUAAAGCGAUACAUCAGCGGCCGGCCACAGAACGAAAUCGAGAUGCUAGUGACAGCAAAGACGGGCGGUGCCACACCAUUGCUAAUAGCCUGCCGGAAUGGUCACUUCGAUGUAGCCCAGUAUCUAAUCAAACGAUGCCAUGCCGAUGUGGAACAGCCGGGAUCAGUGAUAUUCGAUGGCGAAACGAUAGAGGGCGCUCCGCCCCUGUGGUGCGCUUCGGCCGCCGGUCACAUCAGCAUAGUGAAACUCCUAGUCCAGCAAGGUGCCAAAGUGAACAGUACAACCAAGACGAACAGCACACCGCUGCGGGCGGCCUGCUUCGAUGGACACUACGAAAUCGUCAAAUACCUAGUGUCGCACAAUGCCGAUAUCGAGGUAGCGAACCGCCAUGGGCACACCUGUUUGAUGAUCGCCUGCUACAAGGGCCACUACAAGAUCGCACAAUACCUGCUCUCGCUCAAAGCGGACGUGAACCGGCGCAGCGUGAAAGGCAACACCGCACUGCACGAUUGCGCCGAGUCCGGUUCGCUCGAAAUCCUCCAACUGCUGCUUCAACACGGUGCUACAAUGGACGUGGACGCCUAUGGUAUGACACCCCUCCUGGCAGCCAGCGUAACCGGACACCUACCGAUCGUGGAACACCUCAUCAGUUUGCCAUGUGUGAAACGGGAAGACAAAGUCGCAGCCCUCGAGCUGCUCGGUGCAACCUACGUGGAUAAGAAACGUGAUAUGUUGGGGGCACUCUCGUUUUGGAAGCGUGCCAUGGAAGACAGAUACAACCGUAGCACAGUCCUGCCGAAACCAGUGCGAGAACCAGUCCCUGCCUACGACUACGCCCAGGAAGUAAGCGAUCUCACCGCACUGGAAGAACUGGUGAUGGACCCGGACGAGAUGCGUAUGCAGGCGUUGCUCAUACGCGAACGGAUACUCGGCCCGGUCCACCCGGAUACCAGUUACUACAUUCGAUUCCGAGGUGCUGUAUACGCUGACUCAGGUCGUUUCGAUCGGUGCAUAGAACUGUGGACGUACGCACUGUCGAUGCAGCAGAACAUACUGGAACCGCUGAAUCCGAUGACCCAAUCGUCACUGCUAUCGUUCGCGGAACUGUUCAGCUUUAUGCUGGGUGAAGCGGGUCGACCCAUUACCCGCGGUCGGAUUGUGCCUCCGAUCGAAACAUCGGACAUGUUGAUAAUUUUCCGAAAAUCGAUUCGCGAAGUUCAGCUCGGUCAGAAGAUGCUGGAACAGUUGGCAAGUCACGAGCGGGAUAGUACGGCGUUGAACCGAGCGCUCGUGAUUUCGUUACAUUUGGCUUGUCUGCUGGCCCGGCUGCUCGAUGAGGACGAGGAUAUUUGUUGUGAUAACAUGAAGCACCAGAUUCUGCGGGCGUUCUAUGAAUUAGUCAGUUUGAAGAUUGUGGCGAAAUCGGGCCGGACGGCGCUGCAUCUCGCGUGUUACAAGGAGGCAGCCCUCGUCGGUCGUUACCCUGCCUGCCAACUGCCAUCGCCUCGCCUCGCCAAGGCCCUGCUGGAGGUCGGUGCGGAUCCGAACGCACAGGACGAAGCGGGUAACACCCCACUGCAUUUAGCGGCACUGACGCGGCCCUGUCCGGCUAACUUGGCGCAGACACUGCUCGAACAUGGGGCACAUUUGGACACCAAAAACCUGGACGGCGACACGUUCGAAACGCUGCUUCAGAGCCAGCGACUGCACGAGCUGGUCAACCCAAUCAAGUUCACUCGUCUCACCUGCCUCGCCGCCCGCGUCAUUCAACGCCAUGCCAUCGAUUACCACAGUCAGGUGCCCAAGUGUUUGUACGAGUUUAUCGAUUCCCACUAAAGAAAACUGAUAACCUGGACUGGUCCAGUAGCAGCAACGCAGUAGCGGGUUUAGGUUAGACAAAUUGAGACAUCAACAGUGCUGGUGGCUCAUCGUUCAAACUUCUCUCCGAUACCGUACGCAGAACAAAUAGUUGUAUAGUUUGAAAUAUGGGCGAAAAUGGUGCCACGAGCUGCGUAGAAGGUCAGUUCCCUUCGAGUGCGCAUCGUAGUUUUUUAUUAACUAUCCAUCCACCAUCAGCUACCGAUUUGAGCGAGCAAUUCAAAACGAUCUAGAAUGAUGCGGUUUGGGUGAAUAUUGGAAUAUUAGAGCAUCCAGGAUCCCCUGCUAACUUCUCAACACCACAUUUAAAUUUUUAAAGGUAUUCUUUGACCAGCAGUAGAUCAACUUUGCUUCAGGAAGGUUCCAUUUUUUUUAAAUCAGUUGGACAGUUUCUUCGUUUGCGCUUUGGUCUGCUACUUCCAGUCACUGGAAAUGCUUAGCAUUGCUGUCUUAAAUAAGGCAUAAAACUCAAAACCUUCUACGAGUCUUCACACGCGGAAAAGUAUAUUAAAUUUCAGUAGUGUUCGGAGUAAAGUUUUCUAUUAGCGCUUAAGAGGACAUAACCUGUUUUUUGGCAAGGUGGUAAAUGUUUGUUAGCGAUGAGAGCGACCGGAGACAAUUUGAGCGUUGACAAUUUGAGAUAUUUUCAAUUUACUCUAACUUUAUUGAACUGUUCACUAGUUUAGAGCUAGAAAGUAUUGAAGUGGUUGCGCCCUAGAUUAUUUCCCUGGAAUAUUGUAAAUAUUGUUGUACCAUUGGACACAAUCGCUGAUUAAGCGUUGCGUUGCUUUGACAGCUGCAGCCGAAUUGCCUGUGAAAUAAAAACAAAUUCAAAAAAUAAAGAUUUUGAACGGAAGAAUUUAGAUAAGUAAAACAGCUCAUUUUUAGUAUGCAGUUUUAGUGCGCCAACGAACAUGUAUUAAAUAGCAAUCGUCAUUUAUAGCGUUUCCUAAUCAGAACAGAACUGGCGCGAAAAGGUAAUUUGUUCGAAUUUGCUAACUUUAGCCACACAUAUACACAUACAUACUUUCAUACAAACACAAAGCUACAUGUAAUGUCGUGAUAUCACUUGCGUAAGUGAACAAAACAUAGAUUAUCAUUCAUCCUAGUUUUAUCUACUUUCCUUUAUCAUCUAUACAACCGCGCAUAACUCAAUCUAUAAGCAAAAUAUUCGAGAGUGAAAAAUGCUAACAAAAAAAAGUCAUUCAAUCGACGGUGGAUACUUUUAAACCCGCUUAUAUAAUCAGCCUACAGUAGAGAGCAUCCUGAUCAAUUCGAAGAAUAAACCGCAUAAACCGAUUGCGAAUAUAAUUGGAGUAGAUAUGAGCACCGCACCAACGGUUCUUAGUAGACGUAUAAAAGUAGAAACAGACAUCCCCCGUCGAUGGGUAGGUUCAGUUGAUUGAUACCUUUGAUGUUGAAACGGUAAAAAACGUACCAACCCAGAACAACAAAACAGGAACAAAAACGAUUAUUAUAGCGAAAAAUUAUACAUACAAGAAAAAUAAAAAAUAUAAUAUAA
Messenger RNA from Topomyia yanbarensis, 4484 nucleotides. Its product is annotated as protein fem-1 homolog CG6966. The transcript has 8 exons. The record is from RefSeq and is a predicted model, not a curated record. NCBI's taxonomy places the organism in Eukaryota, Metazoa, Arthropoda, Insecta, Diptera, Culicidae. Gene Ontology annotation, molecular function: protein binding. The coding region runs from base 1016 to 2920 and encodes 634 amino acids.